Messenger RNA from Chinchilla lanigera (long-tailed chinchilla), 1982 nucleotides. It is a transcript of the gene Mrgprg, whose product is annotated as MAS-related GPR, member G. The record is from RefSeq and is a predicted model, not a curated record. The transcript is spliced from 2 exons. Gene Ontology annotation, cellular component: membrane. Lineage: Eukaryota; Metazoa; Chordata; Mammalia; Rodentia; Chinchillidae. Gene Ontology annotation, molecular function: G protein-coupled receptor activity. Bases 143 to 1207 code for a protein of 354 amino acids. Gene Ontology annotation, biological process: G protein-coupled receptor signaling pathway.
CUAUGUCUUCUCCUUCACCUCAGAUGUUGCCGCCCGGCUUCCAGAGCAGACUUUUCAGCCUGUCAUCGCAGAUCCUUUGCUCUCCUGGUACGGACUCACUCGGAAUACUAAGGGUCCUUCCUAUGCCUCAAAACCAGCCAAGAUGUUCGGCUUCGACUUCUUCGGCUUCAAUGUGUUCGGCCUGGACAUGCUCAACAUGUUCCAGCUCCCAAGCUACUUGGGCGGCUUCAGCAAAAUCAUCAUCUACUGCACGCUGGCUGUGUCACUCCUGGGGGCCGUAGGCAACGGACUGGUGCUCUGGUACCUGGGCUUCCACAUCAAGAAGCGCGCCCUCAACACUUAUCUCCUGAACCUGGCUGCUGCCGACUUCCUGUUCCUCUCCUGCCAGGCAGGCUUCUGCAUCAGCCAUGUGAUGCUGGGUAACUCCCAGAGCACGAUGUUCUUCGCGGUUACCUUCCUGUGGUUCACAGCGGGGCUCUGGCUGCAGGGGGUCUUCUGCAGCGAGUGCUGUUUCUCCUACGCGUUCACCUCCUGCUGUAAGUGCAACCGUCCCAAGUGGACCUCGAUUAUCAUCUGUGCCAUGGUCUGGGUGAUGAGCAUGUCAGCUGUGCUAACGACGGCCAGGGCCUGUGGCAUGUUGCAAGACGCGUUUCGCCUGGGGUCCUGCCUCCAUUACCAUGCUGCCAGCAUCGCCUUGCUGGCGACCCUCAUGAUCACAGCGGGUGGGGCCAGCAUGACCCUCUUCUGCCUGAGCUGCUGCAAACUGCGCCAGUUUCCCAAAUUCUACCGCGUUGUCAAGACAACAGCGUCCCUGGUCGUCGUCUGUCGCCUGCCUUUCGUCCUCUAUUGGAGCCUGCGGCCUAUCCUAAACUUUCUGAUGCCCAUGUUCCUCCCUCUGGCCACCUUCCUGGCCUGCAUCGACAGCACCUCCAGGCCCUUCAUCUACUACGUCAUGGGCCGGCAGCGCGGGAAGCGAGAGAUGCCAGGGGUGAUUCUGAAGAGAGCCCUGACAGAGCACACCCAGCAGAACACUGGAGGGAUGUCGAGGGGGCUGUCUAGGGCGCUGGCUAGGGUGCGAUCCCUGCCUUUGGUACGCGGCCGCCGCAUCGUUAAAAUUCACGCCGCUCCUGGGGGUCCUGCAGCGCGCCACCCUCCAGUAAGACGGUCCUUCAGUUUGCCACCCACCAACAAAUUCUCGCGGUAUUAAGAUGGAGUAAGUUGUUACAAUAUAAUUUUCCUUUUGGCCAAUAAUGCCGAAAACGCCUGGGAUGGACCACCGCGCCCCACCCCCACUCCUGCCCCACUGCCUUUGGGCCUCGUGUAGGAGGGGCCAGGCCUCCCUCACCCUGCCGAGGUCACCCUGGCCUAGGGGACCCACGGACCUGCAGAGGAUAAGAGACCAGGGAGACAGGCAGGUGCAGAGAGGAGAAACGUGGACACAGAGAGGAUGUGCAAACUCCUCCCCAACCAUGGCAGGUCACCAUGGCCUACAGCAGAGCCCCCGUGCGGCUGGAUGCAGUGGAGCUCAGGACUCUGGCUCCUGGGCAGAUGCCCACCGACUCGCUCCCCGAACACUCGACUCUUCACUGAGGAGCCUCAGUUGAACUGCUCGUGUCUCCCCGUCUCAUUCAUGUAUGCCCCCAAACUUCCGCGGUUCAGAGCCCACUCCUCUCCCACCUCACAGGGUGUAUGCUCAGGGAGACCUGCCCAAUUCUCCUUCCUGGUGUCACCAACAGAGACCACCAGGUGGCGUCGCUUGAUCACCAAACAGACCUCUUUCCUGGCUGGGCCGUCCUCUCUGCACCUGCAGCCCACCUACUUUUCCCACCCUACUUCCUGCCCCGGACAGGGAAGGGCUCCUGCUGUGGACCCUAUGUUAACCCUUCCCCCUCCCCAACUUGGUUCACCUGUGGCUAGUCCAGACUGGAGAGAGCAAGAAACAGACAGACAGAGAUAGAGACAGAGACAGAGGCAGAGGCAGA